Molecule: messenger RNA, 2554 nt
Organism: Vitis vinifera (wine grape)
Lineage: Eukaryota; Viridiplantae; Streptophyta; Magnoliopsida; Vitales; Vitaceae
Product: cuscuta receptor 1-like
Exons: 1
Coding region: 772-2475 (567 amino acids)
Molecular function (GO): protein binding
Source: RefSeq, a predicted model, not a curated record
GUUGAUGUCUAAGAAGAUCAUAUUCAACAAUUUUUUUAAUAUGUUGUUUUUUUAUGGUAAUUAAUUGAUGUCUUGUAAUUUUUAAUAUUUAAUGAAAAAUAUUAUUUUAAUUCAUCUAGAGCUCUUAAUUCAUGAAAACCUCAUUAAUGUAAUGGUGAGUAAUAGCUGGCUGUAAGUUUGGAGUCAAAGACAUACCAAGGAGAUGAUUAGUUACAUGUCUUAUUCUCUUUUGUAGGCUUCUGCCAAUUGAAUAAGCUUCAAGAGUUAGAUAUUUCUUACAACUUAUUCCAAGGGAUCCUUCCUCCAUGUUUGAAUAAUUUGACAUCUCUGAGGUUAUUGGAUCUCUCUGCCAACCUAUUCUCCGGAAAUCUUUCUUCUCCUUUAUUACCUAAUCUCACAUCCCUGGAGUACAUCAAUCUCAGUUACAAUCAGUUUGAGGGUUCAUUCUCUUUCAGCUCUUUUGCUAAUCACUCCAAGCUUCAAGUGGUCAUACUUGGAAGGUAUAACAACAUAUUUGAGGAAGUUGGAGGGGAUAACAACAAAUUUGAGGUAGAAACUGAAUAUCCAGUUGGUUGGGUUCCCCUGUUUCAGUUGAAGGCUCUUUUUCUAUCCAGCUGUAAGCUCACCGGUGACCUUCUUGGUUUUCUUCAAUACCAAUUCAGGUUAGUGGGGGUUGAUCUCUCACAUAAUAACUUGACAGGAAGUUUUCCUAAUUGGCUGCUUGAAAACAAUACGAGACUAAAAUCUCUAGUUCUGAGGAAUAACUCUUUAAUGGGUCAAUUACUUCCCUUGGGACGUAAUACCCGUAUUGAUUCAUUGGAUAUCUCACACAAUCAGUUGGAUGGACAACUUCAAGAAAAUGUGGCCCAUAUGAUUCCAAAUAUUAUCUCUCUAAAUUUAUCCAACAAUGGUUUUGAAGGUAUUCUCCCAUCCUCAAUAGCUGAACUAAGAGCCUUACGGAGUUUGGAUUUGUCUACCAAUAAUUUCUCUGGAGAAGUACCAAAGCAAUUGCUUGCAGCAAAAGAUUUGGAGAUUCUGAAAUUAUCAAAUAAUAAAUUUCAUGGUGAAAUAUUUUCAAGGGACUUUAACUUGACUUGGUUGGAGUAUUUGUAUUUGGGCAAUAAUCAGUUCACGGGAACUCUGUCAAAUGUAAUCUGCAGAAGCUUUAGGUUGAAAGUGUUGGAUGUGAGCAACAACUACAUGUCAGGUGAAAUUCCAAGCCAGAUAGGUAACAUGACCGAUUUGACUACACUGGUGUUGGGCAAUAAUAAUUUUAAAGGCAAAUUACCACCUGAGAUUUCUCAAUUGCAACGGAUGGAGUUUCUUGACGUUUCUCAAAAUGCUCUUUCAGGAUCUCUUCCUUCUUUGAAGAGCAUGGAGUAUUUAGAGCAUCUACAUUUGCAAGGGAACAUGUUUACAGGAUUAAUACCCAGAGAUUUUCUCAAUUCCUCAAAUCUAUUGACUUUGGAUAUUAGAGAAAACAGGUUAUUUGGAAGUAUUCCCAAUUCAAUCUCUGCACUUUUGAAGCUAAGGAUUCUUUUGCUGGGAGGAAACCUUUUAAGUGGUUUUAUUCCAAAUCAUCUUUGUCAUUUGACUAAAAUAAGCUUGAUGGAUCUUUCAAACAACUCUUUUUCAGGGCCAAUUCCCAAAUGCUUUGGCCAUAUCCGAUUUGGGGAGAUGAAAAAAGAGGACAACGUGUUUGAACAGUUCAUUGAAUCUGGGUAUGGAUUUAAUUCUCAUAUUGUAUAUGCAGGUUACUUGGUGAAAUAUUACGAUUCCCCAACUUUAGUAUAUAAUGAAAAAGAUGAAGUUGAGUUUGUCACCAAGAACAGGCGUGACUCCUACAAAGGUGGCAUCCUUGAAUUCAUGUCUGGAUUGGAUUUAUCAUGUAACAACUUGACAGGUGAAAUACCUCAUGAACUUGGAAUGCUAAGUUGGAUUCAUGCAUUGAACUUGUCUCACAAUCAAUUGAAUGGCUCCAUUCCAAAGGGUUUCUCCAAUCUUUCUCAAAUAGAGAGCUUAGACCUUUCUUAUAAUAAAUUGAGUGGAGAAAUUCCUCUAGAGCUUGUUGAACUCAAUUUUUUAGAGGUGUUUAGUGUGGCUUACAACAACUUCUCUGGUAGAGUUCCAGAUACCAAAGCACAAUUUGGGACAUUUGAUGAAAGGAGCUAUGAAGGUAAUCCUUUCCUUUGUGGGGAACUAUUAAAGAGGAAAUGCAACACAAGUAUUGAGUCACCAUGCGCACCAUCACAGUCUUUUGAAAGUGAGGCAAAAUGGUAUGAUAUCAAUCAUGUUGUUUUCUUUGCAAGUUUUACUACUUCAUAUAUCAUGAUCUUGUUAGGAUUUGUUACCAUCCUUUACAUCAAUCCUUAUUGGCGUCAUAGAUGGUUCAAUUUUAUCGAGGAAUGUAUAUAUUCCUGCUAUUAUUUUGUUUUUGAUAGUCUUUCCAAGUUAUCAGCAUAUUUGUAUAAUUAGAUACUUUUAAUUGGAUGAUGUUUGCAUAAUUAACUACUAUUUGUUUCCAUGGGAUAGAAAAAAAUGGGAUGUAUAAUGC